CUCCGCCAUGGAGGAUGCUGCUCCACCCCGCCAUGGAGGAUGCUGCUCCACCCCUGCGCCGCUCCGUGCCCCCGACGCUAUGGAGGACGCCGCUCCAUCCCUGCUCCAGCCUCAAGACUGCAUAAAAGUUCUGCAUUGCCACUGAACUGGAGCAUUUUUUGGUCGCCGCCUUGCUUGCGGGUUGCGCCGGCAUAGGGAGGCCACGAGGACCAUGUUGGCGACGUCGAUCGGUUGGUCGCCCUGCAUCUCAAGUAAGCAAGGAGGGAGCUUGCUGCCAUCAAGAUCACCUGGUUCUGAGGCAUCAUCUUGUGGAGGACUCAUGUUAAGAUCAAUCCCAAACAUCAUUGCGGCGGUGGAGCACUUGCUCAGGUAACUGUUCAUGUUCCAAUAAGAAAGAACAUUCUGGUCAAGUUAAAUCAGCUAAAUCAAAGAGGCACCUGAAAAUAGUUCUCUCCACAAGAAUUGUUUGCUAGACUGAUGGUUAUUGCUUCAUUGGUUAUUUGCUUCAUUGGUUAUUGCAGAACAAGUAGGUAGUGAUGGGCUGCUUGCUUGAGCCUACACCAUGCUGUCUUUUGUUCAGACUUGAGAGUAAACAAAGAGCAGCUGUUAAAAGCUUUGUUUCUUUUACAAUUCCUAGAUAAGUGGAACAGUGGAAUGACAUUUGGCAUUCAGGACAUGUACCACUUAUUUUGCAUUCAGGACAUGUUUGCAAAAUGCAUAAUGCAAAGGUUCAAGCUCUAUUCAAGUUCUGUUUAAUCCAGCUUCAUUUGGUAUUCAAGUUCUGUUUAAUACCAGCAGCAAUUAAGUUCUCUUUAAUUCAGUAUUCAGUACAGAACAUCAAGUAUUCAGUAUUCAUAAACAUCAAGGUGGAUCCGGCCGAGCUCUGCCGGUGGCUCAAGAGGAAGAUGAGUAAGGAUGUCAAGAUCGUCUGCCCUCAUCCGCCGGUUGCGAAUCCUAAGCAUAAAAUGAUACUGGUUCUGGGAAGCAGCUCAAGAACUGGGAACCGGGGACAAUCAAGGGAGGUGAUCAGCAACAGUAAGAAGGCUCUGCUAGACAAUGCCCUGAGCCAGCCCGACGCGUUCAAGAAACUAGAAUCACUCACUCAGUGCCCUGAUCUUUCAACAGCAACAGCAACAGAGGCGGGGGCGGGGAAUACCAGCAGCAACAGAGGCGAGGGCGGGCACGACCUUCGGAGGAGGGCCAGCACGGAGAGGAAGACCCUGGGCUUGGAGGAGAGGUUGAGCAGGGCCAACGCGGCGAUGAAGACCCUGGGCCAGAGCGGCGACGAAGACCCAGCGCCGCGACGGCAUCCAAAAUUGUCCGCGGCGAUGGCGGCCAAGGCGGACCAAAUCGAGGACCUAGUCGUCGAUUUACUGCUUCUUGGCACGAUUCAGAGGGAGGUGACAAAGAGGAAGAACUUUAGGAGCAAUCCCGCUGCUCAGGUAGGCGAGGGCACACCCAUGGCAGCUGCGCAGCUGUGCGGCGGCGCAAGGCGCCUCCGUGGAGGUCCUGCGCGUCUCCUCCGCGACGACGCAGGUCGUCUCCUGCACAGGCGGCUUGGGUCCUACGACGCGCGGAGACUCUCUCUGGGUGCUAAGGAGAACGGGGGAGGAAGACGGGGGAUGGUGGCCGGAGCCGGCGACGCGCGAGCGACGGUGGAGAAGUGAGGAAGAAGACG
This is a messenger RNA of Triticum dicoccoides, 1678 nucleotides long. RefSeq lists its product as uncharacterized. The transcript is spliced from 5 exons. The record is from RefSeq and is a predicted model, not a curated record. The coding region runs from base 714 to 1667 and encodes 317 amino acids. Lineage: Eukaryota; Viridiplantae; Streptophyta; Magnoliopsida; Poales; Poaceae.